AUGGAAAAACUAUUCAGAAACCAGAAGUUGAAUGUUAGUGUAAGAACUGUUUAGAGUGGUGAGGAGGUACUGUUUUACGCAAAAGACGUGGCAGAAUCUCUAGGGUACUCGAACACGAAAAAAGCUAUUCAAACUCAUGUAUGGAAGCUAAACAAGACAACACUUGGAGAACUUAGGGUGGGACCCAAUUUGGGUCCCACCCUAAAUGGUCAACCAAAUUCAGUUUUCCUAAGAGAACAUGGUUUGUACCAACUAAUAUUCAACUCAAGACUUCCAAUAGCUGAGGACUUCCAAGACUGGGUUUUCAGAGAAGUCCUCCCAUCUAUCCGCAAGACGGGCUCGUAUAAUUUACCAGAUAGAAGGUCACUCAGAUAUAACCAAAUAAUCCUUAUAAAUGAAACGGACCUUCACCACACCAUCGUGAGUUACAUUAGAGAUAACUACCCAGAGGCUGUAAUAGUACCUGAUCUAGGUGAGUAUCAGGACACAGUGUCAAAGAGAUGUGAUGCCUGGAAGAAGGGAUACAAAGGUGGCCAGCCGGAUCUUAUUAUAGAGAAUCCCAUGGGGAGGUAUAAAGGAUUUGCCAUUGAAUUUAAGUCUCCCAAGGGCACUGGGACUGCAAGCGAGAAGCAGGUAGUAUGGCUUGGAAAACUGAGGGAAAUAGGAUACAUGACAAUGAUAUCAGACAACCUAGUGAAAACUUGUAUUAGAAUUAAUGAGUACUUCUCACUUAAGAAAACUGUAAGGAAAGUUGCAGUGAAAAUUACCGCUAGCGGUGUGAAGAUGUACAGACCAAAGUUUAAAUCAGAUAAGUACUAG
Messenger RNA from Paramuricea clavata, 819 nucleotides. Lineage: Eukaryota; Metazoa; Cnidaria; Anthozoa; Malacalcyonacea; Plexauridae. The record is from the annotation of a GenBank genome assembly.